This is a messenger RNA of Mytilus californianus (California mussel), 3961 nucleotides long. RefSeq names its product lysine-specific histone demethylase 2-like. The transcript is spliced from 17 exons. Gene Ontology annotation, molecular function: protein binding; oxidoreductase activity; zinc ion binding. Bases 208 to 2571 code for a protein of 787 amino acids. The record is from RefSeq and is a predicted model, not a curated record. NCBI's taxonomy places the organism in Eukaryota, Metazoa, Mollusca, Bivalvia, Mytilida, Mytilidae.
GGCAAUGGACAGCGUGAAAAAAUGUAAACAGAGCAAAAAUCAAAUGCUACAAAAUAAGUUUGCAUUGUCUGUUUCCAUCCAUUUUUCAAAAGUACAUCCUAACAGUAAAACUGUGUUAAAUUUUAAUGUGAAGGAAAUUUAGUUACAAAUAAUUUCGAGCCAGAGGCUUAGUGAAAGAAAGAAAUGCUAUUUAGAUGAGAGAAGAUUAUGGCUUCUGAUUCCUCAAGGAGGCCUUCCAAAAGAAAGUCAACAGCUCCAGGCGAUGCUGAUAGUUCAUCAGCCAAACAUGUGAGAAAGUGUGAACGUACAGGAUGUCCAGCUAAAGCUCCAAUAUGUUUUGCUUCAGCUUCAGAAAGAUGUGUUGGGAAUGGUUACACAUCACGUUGGUAUCACAUGUCUCAGUCAGAACAUUACUGUAACGAAUGCUUUGAUCAUUACUACAGAAGCCACAAGGAUGGGUAUGCUGUUUUUGCAUUAUGGAAGAGAAAAUGGAGUACUUACGGGACCACAGAUCCUAAUAUUAAAGCAUUCAUGAUGGACACUAUGUUACCGUACUGGGUUCAGUGUACACAGUGUGAGAAAUGGCGACAGAUGACCAAAGAUUCUAACAUAUCACCAGAUUUCCUUAAAAAAUAUGUUUGUGGAAUGUCUACCAGUGGUUUUACGAAGUCCAGCAUAGCAAAUGCCUGUGACAGCCCAGAGGAUUAUAGAGUAGAGUACACCAAAGACUAUAAUUGGAUGACACAGUUGAUAGCGCCACCAUAUUUGAAGAAUUCGCCAGCUUUCCCAUUCCUGUCCUCCUAUUUUCCUGAUUGUGUUGGAAUGUCUGCCACAGACAUGGAAGUCUUCAACCAAUCUAAAUCUCCAGAUAUGCCAGCCUAUUUAUCCCCCUUUGUAACAAGUGACCAGUCCGAACCAGCUCGAUGUUUUCAGCCAGGGGCAAUGGAUGAAUUAGAAUUAACAGAAUUUCCUGAGUUUGCCAAAAUUCCCACACUAUAUUUAGCUAUCAGGAAUGUUUGUGUGACUUUGUGGAAUUUGAAUCCAAAGAAAUGGUUAUCUCAUGAGAGAUGCGGUCCAUUUAUCAUUUGCCGUGGAAUGACACGUAUCUGGUGUAUAAACAGCCUUCAGAGUAUAUUGUGGCAUCUGACAAGACGAGGCCUCAUCAACUUUGGACUGUUGUCAUUGCCAAAGGAAAUAGACUUUAUGCCGAAAGAUAUUCUACCUCAGGACAAUCAUGUGUUAAUUAUAGGAGCAGGAGUUUCUGGCUUGUCAGCUGCACAUCAACUUAAUCAUUUCGGUGUUAAGACCACAAUAUUAGAAGCUAAGGACAGAAUUGGAGGUAGAAUCCAUGACGACUGUUCCUUAGGUUUGACUGUAGGAAAAGGUGCUCAGAUCAUAAAUGGUUGUGAUAAUAAUCCACUGAUUGUACUCAGUCAUCAGACUGGUGUCCAUAUCAAGGAGCUAAGUGAAAAGUGUUGUCUUCUGCAGAAAGGUGGAGUAAAAGUGGAGGAAAAAACUGACAGUCAGAUGGACUUUCAUUUCAAUGCUAUUCUAGACAUUAUUGCAGACUGGCGUAGAAACAAAGAAAUUCUUCAAGAUUUAAGUCUAAUGGAUAAAUUUCGAGAGACACAUCAGCACUUUAUGGACGAGUCACAAUUAACUUUCACAAAACAACAAGAAACUUUACUUAAUUUUCAUUUUGGAAAUCUGGAAUAUGCUUGUGGAACAAGUUUAUCAAAUAUUUCAACGAUGAACUGGGAUCAAAAUGAAGAUUACCCACAAUUCUCAGGAAGAAAUGUUUUGCUGGCCGAUGGAUUUUCACCCAUUUUGGAUAAGAUAACAGAAAAUUUAGACAUUGUCUACAAUACAGAGAUUUCAUCAAUAGAUUACAGUGAUAAAGUUGUAGUGAAAUCAUCAGAUGGACAAAGCUGGACAGGCGAUAAGGUCAUUGUGACCCUGCCUUUAGCAGUAUUGAAGAAUGGAAUAGUCCAAUUUAAUCCUCCUCUACCACAGAAUAAAGUAAUGGCAAUUCAACAGUUAGGUGUAGGAUACAUGGAAAAGGUUGUUCUACAGUUUAAAGAAAGGUUUUGGUCAGAUAUAAGCUCGCCUGCAGAGGUCUUUGGGAGAGUAGAAACUGAAUUUAGCCGGAGAGGAUUGUUCGGAAUAUUUCAUGAUCUAUCCAAAGAAAUUGCUAGUGGGAAAAGUUGUUAUAUUUUAUCAACACAUAUAUGUGGGGAUAGUGUAGAAAUUCUGAAACAGAAAUCAGAUGAAGAGAUAGUAGCAAUGUGUAUAGAAACGCUCUCAGAACUCUUCCCUAAGAAGAAAGUUCCAAAUCCACAGAAGUACUUAGUAACCAGGUGGUACAAAGACAAAUAUGUACAGAUGGCUUAUAGCCACAUCCCAGUAGGAGCUAGUGGAGAUCUGUAUGACGAUAUAGCGGAAGACGUUCAAGGCAAAAUUUUCUUUGCCGGAGAAGCAACAAAUCGUCAGCAUCCUCAAUCUGUUACUGGAGCAUAUAUCAGUGGUAUGAGGGAAGCAGAAAAAGUGUUCACGUCAAUGGCAGUCAGUUGAUGGUGUAUGGUGAUAGGAAGAAUUUUUUGCUGUUUGAAUUCUAUUGAUUAUUAUGAGUAAUAAGACUUUUUCCGUCUUCAAUAAGCAGAAAUAACUGCAUGUUAUUUUUUUCAGUUUACAAAGACAAAAGUUGUAGACUCCUGUUUUCGUACUUUAUUAUCAUUUAAAACAAAAAUAUUUAUAUUCUGUUUUGAUGAAAUACCAUUUAAAGCAUUUCCUGAGAUAAUAUUAAAUCUGUUAAUAUUGAUAGAUGUAAUUCUUUUUACAGUUUUGUAGAAUAAGACUGACACAUAUCUAUCACCAGAAUCUGAUCACAUCAAUUUCUUAUUUAUAAAUAUAUAUAUAUAUAUCAACAGAACAGGAAAAGAAUACCAAAGAUUGGAGACCAGGUUUCAUGAAAUAUAAUUUUAAAUAUUUUGAUAUCAGAAUGACUCGAUGCUUUUCUACCAAUGAAGAUUGUAGGCUGAUCCUUAGGGUUUCUAUUUCUAGUUGGAUAAUAUUGUUGGGUUGCUGUUAAAUUGCGGUAAAACCUAUUAUAAUUAUUUUUGAUACAAGUUUGUAGUUUGGUACUGGGUUCUUUGUGUGCUUCAUAAUGUAAAGUAUAAGUUCUAACAAAUACAGACCAUCAACUAUUUUUUUUAAUAUUUAUGGUCAGUAAAAUGAUACAUGAUUUUUUUAAUGAAAUUGAUAUAAAGUUGAUUUGAAUAUAUUUGAUUUUUUAAUGAAAUUCAUACAACGUUGAUUUGAAUUUUAAAGAAAUUGAUUAAUUAGAUUUUUAUAAAAAAUAAAUUUUGACAAUUUUGAAUGAUUUUUUUAGUAUUUUGACAAAAAAUAUUUAUAAUUUUUGAUUGAUUUUUGUAUUUGUUUAAAAGUAGAUUUAGUAUUGUUGUUUUCUAUUUUAAUUACAUAAUAUUACACAGUUCACAAAGCAAAAUUUUACAAAAUAGGCCACUCACAAUAAUAAUUUGUUUUUCAAACCUCUGUCUAAUAUUUACAUCAGCAAUCUCGUAUGGAUUUUUUUAAUGGUUUGAGGAUGCUAUAUGUCACUUUUAGAAAUAGUAAAUAUACCUAAGGGCUGUUCCAUAAAAACAUACAUGGUACCCAGGUAAUGCACUUUAAAAAUGGUGUAACCCACCUAAAGAGGCAAAUUUAAGAUAACGCUUACAUUUCCACUUCUGAAAAGUACUUUAUACCUCCCCUAGAUGAGAUUUCUUAGUGCCUUUUCUGGGUCCCAUGUAUGUUUAUAUGGAAUAGACUUUAUACUGAAAAGACCAUUAAGUUUUAUUAUACGUCAUGUCAAAUGCCAGAUUUUGAUUGGUUAAUAUGAGGGUGUUAAUUUACUCUAUUCUAUGGUAAAUACUCUAUUACCCUUCACAGAGACGCUUGAUCA